Molecule: messenger RNA, 631 nt
Organism: Nicrophorus vespilloides
Lineage: Eukaryota; Metazoa; Arthropoda; Insecta; Coleoptera; Silphidae
Product: N-acylneuraminate cytidylyltransferase-like
Exons: 2
Molecular function (GO): N-acylneuraminate cytidylyltransferase activity
Source: RefSeq, a predicted model, not a curated record
CGGCUGGUCACGAUUCCUGCGAUUUCAGGUGAGAGAGAGAAAAAACCGUUUACAUUUAUUACGUUAUUGUUAUUGAGAGUAUCCAGGCAACGAAGUAAACACGUGGCUGCGGUGAUUUUGGCGCGCGGCGGCUCCAAGGGGAUUCCCCUGAAGAACCUGGCGCCGGUCGGCGGACGUAGCCUGCUGCGAAUCUCGCUGGAGGAAGCGCUCUCCGUCGGUUUCGAUAGCGUCUGGGUGUCGACCGAACAUCCGGACAUCCGUUCCGAAGCUGAAAGACUGCCAGGUGUUAAUGUCCAUUGGAGAUCUUCGGAGAACGCGGAAGAUUGGUCUUCGUCGGUGGACGCUCUGCGCGAAUUCGUCUCGUGUCGACCGGAAGUGGACGCGGUGGCGCUUCUGCAGUGCACCUCGCCGUUUCAGAACCGGAAGUACUUGGGGGAAGCGCUGGAGCGCAUCAGGAGGAGCGACACGAUCUGCGUCUUCUCCGUGACAAAGUGCAAAUUAGAUUAAGCGAAAAUCGUGUUUGGAGCUAACUUUCUAUUUCGUUGACAGGUCAUCGCUUAAGUUGUGGUCUCGAGCCGGAAGUGACGGCUCUUUGACGCCGGUCAACUUUGAUCCCGGUGAUCGGCGAAGG